Molecule: messenger RNA, 5446 nt
Organism: Brassica rapa (field mustard)
Lineage: Eukaryota; Viridiplantae; Streptophyta; Magnoliopsida; Brassicales; Brassicaceae
Product: G-type lectin S-receptor-like serine/threonine-protein kinase SD2-2
Biological process (GO): recognition of pollen; protein phosphorylation
Cellular component (GO): cytosol
Molecular function (GO): protein serine/threonine kinase activity; ATP binding; ubiquitin-protein transferase activity
Source: RefSeq, a predicted model, not a curated record
CGGGGGCGGGGACGGGGACGGGAAACGGCUAAAUCUAAAAUUUAUGGAUACGGGUACGGCAUGGGUACGUCUAUAUAUAUAUAUAUAUAUAUAAAUAAAUAUGUAUAUAUAAAUAUUAAAACCAAAGCAUAAAUCUCAUAUAAAAUAAAACACCAUAAUAAUAUCUUAAAUAAAAUAAAACAUCACUAUAAUAUCUUGUAUAUAGAUCAAACAGAAACAAUACACAUACGUAGCAUGAAACAAAAAAAAAAACAGAGUUUUGUUUUCCUGCACCGCACGUAUACUUUUACUACAAGCUAAAAUCACAGAUACGUACGUGGUGAAACAAACCAUAGCAAACCAAUACUAUCUAAUACUAUCUACUUUUACGUGAGAAUUGACAAACCAAAAAACAGGAUUUGUAAUCAUACUUAAUGUGUUUCCUUUGACGUGAAUCAAUUGAGAGAAAGAAGAUGAAGUGAAUAACUGAAUAAGAAGUUGUUUAAGUUUAAGAGAUGAUGAUAAACUUUGUAACCCUAAUUGUUUAUAUAAGUACGUGUUUCCUUUUUUCAAUUGUUUUACAAAACUAAAAAACAUCAAAAAAAGGUAAAUAAUCAAUUUUUUACAAAACUAUACGGACUUUACAUAAGAAACGUUUAGGAAACGUCCCCGGAACCUAACCAAGCCGUCCCCAAAAAUCUCUGCCGUCCCCACCUCUUCUGAAACGUUUUGGAAACGUCCCCACGCCGUCCCCGCGCCGUCCCCGUCCCGGAAACGCAGCUGGUACGGGAGACGUCAAGCAUAUGCCGUCCCGGUGCUUCAUAGAUUGCAGUUUUGAAACAUGUGAAGAUCUCGGGGGACCAGACUGUAAAACUCAACCCGCCUCAGUGAUUCUCUCCCCGAGUGAAACAGAUCGCUCUAAACACAAAACAUGGAAGAACCAAUUGGUAGACGAAGAGGAGGAAGAAUCUUGUCCCAUUUGCUUUGAAGAUUAUGAAGCUGAUAAUCCAAAAAUAAAGACAAAUUGUGAGCACGAUUUUCAUCUCUCUUGUAUUCUGGAGUGGAUGGAAAAAAGCGAUGGUUGCCCUAUAUGUGAUAAGGUGUGUUUCCUCCUUCCUUCUAGUUGAAUUUUCUAAUUUGCAAAUAGUCUGAUUCCUAAACGAGUGUUGUCACUAUGUGAUGGUCGUAGAAUGCAUUUUACUACUACUCCUUACCAAUUUGAUACCUAUUGUUAUCAAAAGGGAAUAGAAUAGGGAUUGAUAGUUAUAUACUUGGAUUUGAUCUGGCAAUUGUGGAUGCUAAGAUGCAUACUUCUUGUCGACAAACUAACUUUCCAAUUCUUUUUUUUUUGUCCAAAUAACUCAGGAGGUUGUGUUUGAUGAUUGCUUGAACUAGCAUCAAAAUAUCCUCUGGUUUGGAAAUUUUAAGCGGUACACUAUCCAGUUAGUCUUCAGCAUAAUUUGCAUACAUCUUUUUUGGGUGUUAUUCAUUACACGCAAAGUGUUGUCAAUUGGGUUAUGUUCCCGAAUUGGUGCAGUCAUAUAGAAAUUAUACAUACAAGUGUAAAUAUCAUCAGCGUCUUCCUCUUUGAUCUUUGGUGGGUGAUAUAAAAGAAAAGAGCAUUACAGUGUGUGAAUUUUUCCAACAAAAUCAAGUUCUCAUCAUGUUUUCAGUCUUGAUCCAUGAUUGUAUGAUCUAUAAUAUGAAUUGUUAUUAUGGGAAUCAAAAUGACUUCAUGUGUUAUACUUAUAAUAUUUCAAAUUAAAGCGGAGAACACCUUUUAAAGUUAUCAUCAUUUCCACCGUCUAUUUGUUUCUAUUUUUUUUGUUCAUAAUGAACAGGCAUGGUUUUGCUCAAGAGUACAAUUUUUUCCUCAUGAUACAAAAAUAGCAAGUGGAUUUUUUUCGGGUUGGAUAAAGAGAAGAGAUUCUAUUUGAUGCGGGAUAAUAGUAACUCCAUGAUGUAAAAGAAGAAUUAAAAAGAAAAUUGAAUAUUCUAAAAUCCAAUAUGAUCCACAUGAUCCUAUUCCUAGUCUUGUCGUGUGUACGUUUUGACCCCUCCUUGUCUGCAUUAAUGUAUAAAUUAAUUGAGAUUAGGAAAUAAUUUUUAAAAAUUAGGAAGAAGAGAAAAGGAGGUAAGACUCUAACUGGUCCGCGGGUUUGACUUGUAAGCCACUUAUGUCUGCCACCUCCUCCUUUAUCCUUAAUUCCUCUUGUGCCCCCCUCCUAAUUUGAAUAAACAUAUCCCAUCCCUUAAAAGAGACCCAAAGCUUUGGCUAUUCAACUCGUAACAAUAUAAUAUUAAGCUAUAAGAAUUUCAGGUUAGCAGCCGUAUUUUUUCAUUAAUUUUCUAAAUUCGAUGCACAUCAAAGCUUAAGUAGUAAUAGUAGUACAGUGCAUUUUUGAAAAGCAAAAGGGAGAUUUUUAGUGCGUGACGGUGGCUUUUAGGAUGAUAGGGGGGGUAAUACAGGGAGUUACAAAAAAAAAGGUAAUACAGGGAGUUACAAAAAAAGGGGGGGGGGGGUAAUAUAGGAAACAUGACACUGGGAAUGAAAGUUCCAAAAGCAUUAUUACAGUGAUUUGAGCAAGACCACAUGUGUCCAUGAACUCGCAGCUUUUACAGAUUUUUUAUCUAUCUUCCACAAAAUUCUCUCGUAACGGAGAGAAAGAUUAAAAAAAAGAGAGAGCUCGUUUUCUUUUUUGGAGCUUUCCCUUUUGUCUAUCUAUCAAGCUCACCACCGAGGAGAAAAUAUCUUCUUCCAUUAGCCUCUCUCAGAGUAAGCAAAAAAAAAAAAAGACCCAAAAUCCAAAUGCCAUGUACACAUCUUCUUCCUCUUCUUGUCCUCCUCCUGUUUCUUUUCCCACUCUCUGCUUGUGCAAAGAACAACAAAGCCCUCACCAUCAUCAAAGGGAACCAGACUAUUCUGAGUCUCCAAAGCAUUUUCCGGCUUGGCUUCUUCAUCCCCUCCACCAAUGGCAAUUGGUAUCUUGGUAUCUGGUAUGCUUCCUCACCCAAACCCGUUUACGUUUGGGUCGCCAAUCGCAACCGCCCCGUUUCCGAUCCAGACUCCUCCACACUCGAGCUCACCUCCACCGGCUACCUAAUCCUCAACAACUCCCGCGACGGCGUCGUUUGGCAAACCGACAACAAACAUCCCGCCACCGGUUUCCGCUUCUCCGACUCCGGUAAUCUGAUUCUAACCGGAGAAGACGGUUCUCCGGUUUGGCAGAGCUUUCAGAACCCAACCGACACGUGGCUCCCGGGCAUGAACGUCACGGGGCAAACCGCUUUCACCUCGUGGCGGACCCCCUCGGACCCUUCCCCUGGGCUUUACUCGCUGAGGCUGAGCCCGAGCUUCAACGAGUUCCAACUUCUCCACAACGAAACGACGCCGUACUGGUCAACAGGAAACUGGACGGGAGAAUCCUUCGUAGGCGUACCGGAGAUGACCGUUCCUUAUAUCUACAGCUUCCACUUCGACAACCCCUACACUCCCGCGGCGUCGUUUCGUUACAUCGUCACACCCACCUCCGACGCCCCAGGCCAGCCGCGCCUCUCCCGGUUCGUGGUUGACUCCAACGGCCAGCUCAAGCAGUGGACGUUGGAGAUGCAGAACUGGAUCAUGUUCUGGUUCCAGCCUGACGAUCAGUGCCGCGUUCACGCUCUCUGCGGCCGGUUAGGGUUCUGCAGCAGCAAGCUUCUCACCCCCUGUGCCUGCAUCCGCGGUUUCCGCCCCAAGAACGCCGCCGCGUGGGAAUCUAUGGACUACAGCGACGGAUGCAGCCGUGAAUACGGCGACUCCUGCGACGGGGGAGACACGUUUGAGGAUGUUGGAGAUCUUCGGUACGACGGCGUUGUGCAGAUGUCGCGGUUACAGCAGGUAAGCAAGAGCUCUUGCGAGAAGAGCUGCUUGGGGAACUGUUCCUGCGUUGGGUUUUAUCACAACGACAAGUCGAGUCUCUGCAAAAUGUUACUCGAACCGCCGAUGAAUAUCAAGAACUCGAGCUCCUGGACUGGAGCCACCGACGAUGUUCUGUAUAUAAGAGAUCAGAUUAAAAAGAGCUCAAAGAGAAGCGUUUCUAGAUCCAUUAUUAUACUCUGCUGCGUCGUCGGCUCAGUCUCGGUUCUCGGGUCUACUUUAUUUGUGCUAUUGAUUCUCUUGAGGAAGAGCAAGAAGACAAAGAAAGAAGAGGAAGAUGGUUUUGCUGUGUUGAAUCUGAAGGUCUUUUCUUUCAAGGAGCUUCAUAAAGCUACCAACGGGUUCUCGGAGAAGCUCGGACACGGCGGUUUCGGCGCUGUUUUCAAAGGUACGUUACAUGAUUCUUCCACUUACGUGGCUGUGAAACGCUUAGAAAGACCAGGAAGCGGCGAGGGAGAGUUCCGGGCAGAGGUGUGCACCAUUGGGAACAUUCAGCACGUUAACCUCGUUAGGCUUCGAGGUUUCUGCUCAGAGAAUCUUCAUAGGCUUCUCGUCUAUGACUACAUGCCAAACGGAUCGUUGAGCUCCUACUUGUCAAGAAGUAGUCCCAAGUUGCUAAGCUGGGAAACGCGUUUCAGGAUAGCCGUAGGGACUGCGAAAGGGAUUGCCUAUCUGCACGAAGGGUGUAGGGAUUGUAUCAUUCACUGCGAUAUCAAGCCGGAGAACAUUCUCUUGGACAGUGAUUACAACGCUAAAGUAUCUGACUUCGGACUGGCCAAGCUUGUUGGGCGUGACUUCAGCAGGGUUCUUGCCACUAUGAGAGGUACAUGGGGAUACGUUGCUCCCGAGUGGAUAUCAGGUUUACCCAUCACGACUAAAGCUGAUGUGUAUAGCUUCGGAAUGACACUGUUGGAGCUUAUCGGUGGUCGAAGAAAUGUAGUUAGCGAUACACCAGGAGGAGAGAAAGAUGAGAAAGAACCCGAGAAAUGGUUCUUUCCUCCAUGGGCAGCGCGUGAAAUCAUACAAGGAAAUGUGGACUUGGUUGUGGACGCUAGACUCAACGGAGAAUACAACAAUGAUGAGGCGACGAGGAUGGCCACGGUGGCGAUAUGGUGCAUACAAGACAAUGAAGAGAUAAGGCCGGCAAUGGGAACGGUGGUGAAGAUGCUUGAAGGAGUUGUGGAGGUGACAGUUCCUCCUCCACCUAAGUUGAUACAAGCUCUAGUCUCCGGCGACUCAUAUAAUGGAGUGGGCAAUGGUUUGAGCGGCACAAGCUGUAGUGAAGGCAGGGGUUGUUCUGAUCUCAUGACUGGAUUGUCUAGCCCUGGCUCACGGUCGUCUUUCGGUGGUAAACCUCCCUCUUCUCCCUGAUCAGUUUGUAGAUGGUUUUGUUAGAAAACGGUCUUAAAUGUGUGUGUGUGCUUUUUUUGUUUGCUCUCUAAGAGGGUUUAAUUAGUAGUAUAAUCUCUAGUUGUUGGUAGUGUGGAGAAUGAUGCCUUGAUUUGUCAUUUGCUAUUAAUCAAAAGGAAAAGGAUGAGAUUUAGUCAA